AUGUCGCUAUCAACAGCGGACGUGGUGGCAGCCUCUCCCCUCUUCCGGAAAAAGUCUAGCACCUAUGUCGACGCCAUCCAUGAUCUACCAGAGAAGGGCGAGCUUGCCCCCGCUCAGCUCUACACCACAGAGUCUGGUCGACUCUUCCACUCUGGGCGUAUAGUAAUAAUCACAGUUGGCUUGCCAGCUAGGGGUAAAACACACAUAUCUGUUGCUCUUGCGAGGUACCUGAGAUGGCUCGGUGUGAAGACGCGGAUAUUCCAUCUAGGGGACUAUCGACGAGCAACUGUUGGGCCUGGUCAGGAUGUUCCGGAUGAUUACUUUUUUGUCAACGCAUCCGCCUCGUCCGUCCUCCUCAGGCAAAAAAUCGUGAAAAAGUGUAGAGAAGACAUUUAUCAUUUUCUAAAGCACGAAAAUGGCCAGAUUGCCAUUUACGACGCUGUGAAUCCAAUUGCUGCUGGUCGUCGAUCGCUAGCUAAGGAAUUCGCAAAGCACGAUAUUGACACGCUAUUCAUUGAAUCGCUGUGUGAUGAUGAGAGAAUAAUCGAAGAAAAUGUGCUAAGUGUUAAGAUAUCUUCUCCGGACUACGUCGGCUGGGACCCGAAGGAUGCUGUGAAAGACUAUCUGGCGCGAAUCUCGGCACGGAUACCGCAGUUUCAAACUAUGAAUGAACCGGAACUAAAUUAUAUCAAGAUGAUCAACGCCGGCGAGCGCAUGAUGAUCAAUAACCGCACAUUCGGCUAUUUGCACCAUCGGAUCGUUUUCUACCUUCUCAAUUUACACAUCAAAUCACGGCAUACGUACUUCGUGCGGGCUGGAACCUCCCGGGACCCAGACUCCUACAAAGCAGACGCACCCCUCUCCGAACAAGGCCUGGACUACGCGCGUAAAAUGACGGAGCGAUUGCUGCAACAUCGCGAAUCAGAGAGGCAGGCGCAGAUUAUUAACCAGGAUGGUGAUGAUACCGAUGCGGAGUUGAAACCACUUAUGGUGUGGACAUCCACUCGGCGCCGGACAGUGGAGACUGCUCAAUUCCUGCUCAAACUGGGCUACAAAAUGUCGAGAGGAGAAUUCGGAUGGAAUAUCCUGACGAAGUUGCGAAGCAUGAGCUGGAUCCAUAAUCAUCAUCGGUACCCGCGGGCCGAGUCGUACCAUGACCUCGCAGUGCGCCUUGAGCCGAUUAUUCUCGAACUUGAACGGGAGCGGAAUGACCUGCUCAUCAUUGCGCAUGAGAGUGUCUUGCGUGUGUUAUAUGGAUAUCUGAUGGCGUGUAAUGCGGCCGACAUUCCGUUUCUGUCAUUUCCGCGCGAUGAGAUUAUUGAGAUCAUCCCAGCAAGCUACAACAACAAGGCAAACCGAAUUCAUAUUCCUGAUCUCCCGCCAGAGAUUAUCCCCGCGUCACCAGAGGGUAUCAAAAUCCCUGUUCCACCGAGUGGAGUUGUAUCACCGAUGCCUGGCUGGUUAGAUGGAUGCGAAAAUAGGAAUAGUAAUGUCGAUGGCGGUGGUGCUGAAGGUAGUGGUCUCGGAACCGCAGGGCUGGGCAUCCCGCGUGGAGCCACUCCAUCAGCUGGGUUUAGGCCGUCGCGAGACGGAGAGAAGAUUUUGCAACAUCAUGCGGAGGAUGUUGUUUAG
Molecule: messenger RNA, 1632 nt
Organism: Histoplasma mississippiense
Lineage: Eukaryota; Fungi; Ascomycota; Eurotiomycetes; Onygenales; Ajellomycetaceae
Exons: 11
Coding region: 1-1632 (543 amino acids)
Biological process (GO): fructose 2,6-bisphosphate metabolic process; fructose metabolic process
Cellular component (GO): cytosol
Molecular function (GO): 6-phosphofructo-2-kinase activity; fructose-2,6-bisphosphate 2-phosphatase activity; ATP binding
Source: RefSeq, a predicted model, not a curated record